CUGACACUGCUGGAGGGUGAAGUGGCUCUUCUCCUCUUGGAGCUAGCUGACAUCGCUGGCUGGUUUAACAACAGGCUAGCCCGCUAGCUACAAAAGAAAAAGAGACGUCUGGUUUUCUUGACGUCAGGAGAAGUCUGAGCGGACCCAGCGCUGCGCACAAGCACAGCAACCACAUCGCUCCCACAGGCAAGGAGAACACAUCACAGCCACAGAUCGCCAUUUAGCUGUAGUGUGGCGAAUCCGAUCAGCAUUGUAGGAUGCCUCUUGGAGAGGAUGGAAAUGGAUGGAAAAAGAAGACAUCAGACAUCAAAGAACAUUAUGACUUCAAAGAAGUGCUGGGAACGGGAGCUUUCUCAGAGGUGGUUCUAGCAGAGGAGAAGAGGACCCAGAGGCUGGUGGCAAUCAAGUGUAUCCCUAAGAAAGCGUUGGAGGGCAAAGAGAACAACAUCGAAAAUGAGAUUGCGGUACUACACAGAAUCAAGCACGCCAACAUUGUUACACUGGAGGAUAUCUUUGAGAGUACAUCCCACCUAUAUCUUGUCAUGCAGCUGGUAUCUGGAGGUGAAUUGUUUGACAGGAUUGUGGAGAAAGGUUUCUACACAGAGAGAGAUGCCAGCCAGCUCAUCCACCAGAUCUUGGAUGCAGUCAAAUAUCUCCACGAUAUGGCGAUCGUCCACAGAGACUUGAAGCCAGAGAAUCUGCUGUACUACAGUAUGGACGAAGACUCCAAAAUUAUGAUCAGUGACUUUGGACUGUCAAAGAUUGAGGGAGCGGGCAGUGUCAUGUCCACAGCCUGCGGUACUCCUGGAUAUGUGGCUCCCGAAGUGCUCGCUCAGAAGCCAUACAGCAAAGCAGUGGACUGCUGGUCCAUAGGAGUUAUUUCUUAUAUUCUGUUGUGUGGAUAUCCUCCUUUUUACGAUGAAAACGAUGCCAAGUUAUUUGAGCAGAUUCUGAAAGCAGAGUAUGAAUUUGACUCUCCGUACUGGGACGACAUCUCAGAUUCAGCCAAAGACUUCAUCUGUCAUCUGAUGGAGAAAGAGCCCCUGAAGAGAUACACAUGUGACCAGGCCCUCCAGCAUCCAUGGAUCUGCGGAGACACAGCCCUCGACAAGAAUAUCCAUGAAUCUGUCAGCGCUCAGAUCAAGAAGAACUUUGCCAAAAGUAAAUGGAAGCAAGCAUUUAAUGCCACAGCGGUGGUACGCCACAUGCGGAAGUUGCAGCUGGGCAGUAGUCUCGAGGGACCCAGCCAGAUUACUCCCACCAGUCCCUGCCAUGGACAUCUGCUCCCAGAAGAAGAGGAGGAGGAGGAGGAAGACGAUUUGGGUAAUGGGGAGGAGGAGAGCUUGUCCCACUACGAGGACGGCCGCCGUGGAAGCACAGAGGGCAGCGCAGAUCGGGACAGCCUGAGAAGCUGCACCUACUGCUGCAGGCCAGCCAGCCGCGUUUGAGCACAACCUCUCGUUGUCAUGGUGACAUCGUAACCCUGGAGCGCCCAGAGCCCGCCCGCCCAGUCUGGCCAGGAAUGCAGAGUAGUUAUCAGGCAGUGUCCACCAGAGUACAUCUACAGCGAGCAGGUCACUGUCACAGUGAGGAGAAAUAUACUGUUAGUCUUUGUCCAAAAAAAACCAAACAAAAAACACACACACACACACACACACACACGUUUAAUUUGUUCUCUGUUCCGAGUGGACAGUGAUUUAAAGAAAGGGCCAGUCUGCAUGAUUAGCAACCCCUCAUGUAGUCGUCCUUUGUGCCGCUAUAGCAGACAGGGGUCAUUUGAUGAUGUGUACAUUACAAGACGUGGUUCUGGAUGUUAGCUUCAGGAAGAAUCCAAGUCCUCUGGAGUCCUAAUCAAAGAGGAGGCAGUGGCCUAAAGGCAGUCUUUUCUAUUUGUUUUGUUCUCACAAUUAUCUGUCACAUCUACCUCUAAUCACAAUUACUGGCCGUCUACAUCCAUCUGGCUCACGCACUCUACAUUACUGGCAGCUUUCUCCAAAAGUCUGGCCAGACAGGGCACAAAGUAAAGGGGAACACUUUCUAUAGAGGGAAAUACUGAAAGCUACUCCUGCAUGUCUUAAUACUCCUUACCCAUCAAUGUGACUCAGUCCAGUCACUGAGCAAGUAACUGUUUAGUUGAAUAGAGUUCAUCUCAAGGCAUGACUUCACUGCCGAUGCCACCUGCCCAUUUGUUCUGUUCGACCACUCUGUCUUUUUUCUCAUAUUAAGUGUUUCUGUCCUUUUUAUAAGUAUUUUCUUCUUUUGUUUAAAGCCUUUUUUUGGAAAGUGUAGUGUGAUUCUGGGGGUUAUGGACUCUUUAUUCUGGCUCAGACUGGGUUUGUGAAGAGCUGUCUGCAUGCUUCUGUUGGGGAAAAUAUUGAAAUGUAUGAAUAUCAGAAAGAGACUUUCUUUUUUUUGUUUAAUGGCUGUUCUGUUAUCAGAGGCUCAAACUGAGAUCCCCGUAAGUCUGUAAAUCAUGGGCUCACAUCUUGUUAGGAGGAGUUUUGUUAAAGGUGCAGUUAUGUUGAGAAUCCACGGAGAAAACGAUCAUAUUCAUAUUAUCACGCUCCCCGUUCUGUUUCUGACAAGCCUAGACAAGUCUAAAUGCUGUCAGUCUCUGGGUCUUAUGCCGAGUCGGAGGGAUCUCAGUCUGGGCGCUCCGCCUGCUCUGUGCUGUGCACCUCUAGUGGAAGAAGUUUUGGUCUACUGUUUGCAUGACCUGGUUAAAUAUGUUUACAUGAAUGAUGAUCAAUUAGUAUAAACACACAUGAUUAUUAGUACUCUGUUGUAUUGAAAAAUGAUGUAAUGCCGUAAUUUUGAGCUAUAUAAUGUGAAGUGAGUAACACCAGAAGUAAUGUUGUGGACAAAGUACAACACAGCACAGUGGACUUAUCAUUUGCAUUGACUGCGAUGGUCAAGUCUCUAACCGAGUGACAUUUGACUAUGUUCAUUUGCAACUCAAAUAUUUUUUUCAGUCUGUUUUCUUGCUGUUGCUUAUGUAGGAUUUAUUUAUUCUUCUCUGAUACCCGGGCACAAGCAGAAAAAAAAUACACAUAUCUUAAUUUUACACACGUGCCAGCCACAGUACAAAACGUGAAAAAAAGAAUAUAUAUAUAUAACGGUGCUGGAAGCAUCACCUGUCCGCCAUGGGAGUAGCCUUCGAUGUGCACGCUCUAUAUUUGUCCUCCUGGGUAGGUGAACUGCAGUACUAAAGCCAUACAGUGAAGAGGAGGUGUUUUACUGUAGAUACGUUGGCAUCUUAUAAAUAUAUACGACUCAGAUGAAAGACGGCGAUGUUUCCGCACAACAUUAAAUGUAGAAAAAAAACAAGACAAACAUUAUUCAAUUCAAAUCUAAAUGCUUUAAUCCUGAUAUUAAUCAUACCAUACCAUUGUUAUCUAAGGUAUGUCAUGACACAACGCCAUAUUAUUAUUUAACCGUAGAGAUAGCCAACUAAUUCAUGAAAACCUUUGUUGCCCACAUAAAAGCAGUUCCCUCGAUCUGUCAUUGACACUUACAGGUCCAUAGUACAAUAAAAGAAGGCAAUUACUCUGGAUUUACACAACUGUAAUUGUGGAAAAUAUGCAAACUGUGUGUGAAGGGCUUCAUGUUAACUGUAAGAUAGCCAAUGUUAAUGACUUUGAUAACCUGGCUAUUAUUUGUUUGGUAAUGACCUUAUAUUGAACUUACCUGGGAUUUGUUUCCACUUGGCUGUUUUUUUAAAACACUUAUUUUAUCCAUUACAAACACAUCUAAAUGCAUAAAGAAACACAUGUAUAUUAUAUAUAUAUAAAUAUAAGUAUAUAUUGUAUAUCCUUUUUUGUAAAAGCUGUUUUGAGCUACAACUGUAUGGAUGCAAUGCAUCAUGGGUUAUUGAACAAGAUGUAAGAAAAUACAAUGAUUUGUACCCGCAGAGAUAUGAUUGCAGGAAAUUAAAUAAAACUUCCUUGU
Messenger RNA from Cottoperca gobio, 3948 nucleotides. It is a transcript of the gene camk1a, whose product is annotated as calcium/calmodulin-dependent protein kinase Ia. Bases 258 to 1448 code for a protein of 396 amino acids. Gene Ontology annotation, biological process: protein phosphorylation. The record is from RefSeq and is a predicted model, not a curated record. NCBI's taxonomy places the organism in Eukaryota, Metazoa, Chordata, Actinopteri, Perciformes, Bovichtidae. The transcript has 13 exons. Gene Ontology annotation, molecular function: protein kinase activity; ATP binding.